CUAACUAUAUGUAUUAAACAGUAUUUGAAAAUCAGUUAUUUUUAUUGUCAAGUCCUGAGUCUAGUGUUCUUUGUUUUCCUGCCAGAGCAACUGAUAUCAUAAACACCUAAAACAAACAUUUCUUUGCAUUGGCACCUCUACUUUAGGUGUUUGUGAUCUCAGUAGCAAGAGAAACAACUCUGAGCUCAAGAUUUUCCAAGUGAAUGUAAAACACAGAUUUUCUAAUAUUUUAUUUUACAAGGUAUUAAACUCCAUAUAUCUUUGACAUAAGCUUAUCAUAUAGCACUGAACACAGCUGGAGCUUACCUAUUGUAUACAACACUGUAUAAACUUAUCAGGUAGUAUGUUAUUGAUUUGAGAUCUUAAAAUGGUUUUUCAUGUCAACACUAAUUCCUCUUCAAAGAUCAUAAGCAUAAUGGACCCAAACUUUUUUUUCUCUUUUUAAAGAGCAAUUUUUCUGUCCUCUUGAGGAGAGUUUAUAUGAAAAUACAAUUGAUGGAAAUCAGAUUCACAUCAUCAUCCUUAUAAGAUGCAUCUCACACCAUGAAAGUAUGUUUUGUGUUAAAGCAAUACACAGGGAUGUCAUUGAAUAUCUCUAUUUAAGAAUAUCCUCAGUGGCAUACCAGAGAUUGUAAAGAUGCUCCUCUUCUCUCCUGCUUCGUUUAGCAACAACCAUCCCCCCACCCUGCUUUCCUACCAGGGAAUUGUUACAGCUUGUGCCAAUGACAGAUCCUGGUGCAUUUCUGUGAUCGUUUAACACCUGCUCUGAAUGGCCCCCACAGGAGCCAGGUCAACAGUUUAAGAAGAUUAAAGGAGUCUUUGCAGAGUUUGAUGUGUCAGAUACUAUUAAUAGGGAGAUGAAGCACAACAGGAAGACUAUUGGAUUUACAGUAAACCCAAGCAGAGCCUGAGCAGCAGCAGGACUGGUGCAUUUUCUGACAGCAUUGGGAAGGGAACAGUAUGUAGAAGGAAUGAUCUUACUGACAAACUCCUGGAGGCAAACAAACUUCAUGAGGGGACACAACAGGGUGGCAGUUCCCUGAAGAGGCUGUGCAAUCUUUCCUCACACUGAACUCCCAGACACAGGGAUGGAAUCCUGCCUUCAUUGCAAAAGAGCCUCAAAUUGAUCAGUUGUAAUUACUUAUUAACUAACCUUUUAUCAGCCUGAUCUCCUAGGCUUAGCUAGCCAUGGUUUCCCUUUUUACUGGGAAGAUCCUGAUUACAAACAACAAGGACUGUGAUGAAGUGGACACUGAGCGUGAACUUAGCCAGAGACUGGAUAACAAAGUGAUGCUGCUGUAUUUUGGAUCUGGUGAAUGCACUCGAUGCCAGGAGUUUUCACCUGUCCUCAAAGAUUUCUUUGUGAAACUCACUGAUGAAUUUUAUGUGGAAAGGGCUUCCCAGCUGGUCCUGGUGUACGUGUCUCAGGAUGAGACAGAGGAGAAGCAAGAAAAGUUCCUGAAGACCAUGCCAAAAAGGUGGCUGUUCUUACCCUUCCAGGAUGAGUUCAAAAGGGAGCUGGAGUUGAGGUUUGCUGUGUCUGACACACCUGUAGUGGUGGUGCUGAAGCCAAGCGGGGAGGUGAUUGCUGGGAACGCUGUGGAGGAGAUCAGGUGCUUGGGCACUGCUUGUUUCAGGAACUGGCAAGAGGCCGCUGAGCUGGUUGACAGGAGCUUUUUCUUGGCAGAGGACUUUGAUGACUUGGCCAAAAGGAGCAUCACCGAUCCAAUCCGCCACCUCAAGUACAAGCUGGAGAAGAAGACAAGGAAAAAGGAGAGAAGGGAAGUGCUCUGUCCUGAUAUUGAAUUAUGAAGUUCCAGCGGUACAUACAUUUGGUAGGCUUGUGGUUGGCCUGAAACAGGACUCAACUGUUUCCAGACACAAGAGGGUAGCUUUACUGCAGCACACGUUAGAACAGACAGUCUCAGGAUCUCAGUGGCAACUGGAGGAUUCUGAACAGGGAACAUGUGGCUGGGGAGAUGAGACAGCCAUGCCAGGAUUAAAGAUGCAGCCUGAGGAGAGGCAUUUCCUUUUCCUCA
Messenger RNA from Chelonoidis abingdonii (Abingdon island giant tortoise), 2039 nucleotides. RefSeq names its product nucleoredoxin like 1 (gene NXNL1). The record is from RefSeq and is a predicted model, not a curated record. Gene Ontology annotation, cellular component: mitochondrion. Gene Ontology annotation, biological process: photoreceptor cell maintenance. NCBI's taxonomy places the organism in Eukaryota, Metazoa, Chordata, Testudines, Testudinidae.